GAGACCCCGCCCCGGAAAUGCGUGUUCUAGCUUUCUGUGUGCUUAGGUGCCCGAGCUACUGAGGGUCUAAGUCUGGGCAGCCGAAGAGUGUGGUAGGUAACGGUCGUCAGCGCAAGGGUCAUUUCGUCGCUGGGAAGGGACGGCCCUCGCCCGCGGUGAUGGUGGUUAGCAAGAUGAACAAAGAUGCGCAGAUGAGAGCAGCGAUUAACCAAAAGUUGAUAGAAACUGGAGAAAGAGAACGCCUCAAAGAGUUGCUGAGAGCUAAAUUAAUUGAAUGUGGCUGGAAGGAUCAAUUGAAGGCACACUGUAAAGAGGUAAUUAAAGAAAAAGGACUAGAACACGUUACUGUUGAUGACUUGGUGGCUGAAAUCACUCCAAAAGGCAGAGCCCUGGUACCUGACAGUGUAAAGAAGGAGCUCCUACAAAGAAUAAGAACAUUCCUUGCUCAGCAUGCCAGCCUUUAAGAUUGAAUUAGAUUGUGUUGUUCUGUGGUUUAUUCUGAAAGUAAAACUUGCCAUAAAUUAGAAAUCAAUUUCCCAAAAUAAAAUCCUUUUUUGUAUGAUGGUAUACAGUUUUCAGUAAUGAUGUAUACAUUGUAUUGAUUUUUUUCCCUAAAUGUGUUAUUUUAAUAAAUAUCUCAUGAAUGAGUUUGAAGUUUGCUUGGAUUUUGAAAUAGGACUUUGUCUUUAUUACAAAUUCACCAAGUUUAUUAAGAAAAAGUCAGCAAUUAAUACAGUGUACGUACUUGCAAGUCUCUGUAACAACAAAGAAGUAAGCUGCCUUUCUUGAUCAUCUGCAUAUAGUGUAUUCUCCUUUGAAUCCCCGUAAUAUUUUAUAAAUUGUAAUGGCCCAUCUUGUGUUCCAUUAUUUGUCUUUUUAAAAAUUAUUAUUAUUUGUUAUAAAUUCUGAGGGUUAGGACUGGGUCUUACUCAUCUUUAUGUGCCUUCCUUAUGCUUCAAUGAAUUUAUCAUCUAGUGGAAGAGAGAACAUUUGCAAGCUGGCUCCAUACCAAGCUCCUCUGCAUACUCUACUCGACUGAACUUUGAAAGCAGAAUCUUUUAAUUGCAGCCCCACAUACUAAGGUCAAGAAAGAAUUUCAUGGGAAAUAACCUCCACCCAUUAGCUUUACUCUGACAUCAAGAUUACCAAAUCCAAUGGACACAUUUAUUAUGUGACGUCUGCUGGGAAAACAAAGUUGACCAUCCUGCCACUUGGAACUCUUUCCUCAUAUUGUUUCUCCCUACCACUGGAAGUUCCUUCUGUUUCUUGUGAAGUACUUUUUGCUGUAUGAGACUUUUAAAUUAUGGUGUUUUUUAGGGCUCCUUCUCGGGCCCACCAGCUAACUGGAUAUACUUUUUUUCUGGGUAAAUCCCCAAAAACUCAAGUCAGACCAUGACUUUAAAUACCAGCAGGUUGAUAAAUUGCAUCUCAAAGCCAGACUUCAUGCCAGCCUCCAGACCCAUAUACCCAACUGCUAUGGAUCAUCAUCUUUGGAUAUUCCACAAACAAUUCAAACUGACCAUGUGAUUUUUCCCCCAAUAACUGCCCUUGCUGUCAUCUCUGUGUGAAUGGUACUUCCCAGACAUGCAGGUUACCUUGAGGAUUAUGUUAAAAUGCCGAUUCAGAAGGUAAGGGUUAUGACACAAGAUUCUGUAUUUUUGACAAUUCCUAUUGGUCCUGCUGCUGAUUAAGGACCACUUUGAGUAUAGCAAGGCUAUAAGUUGUCUACUACUUGCCCUCCUAACUCCUAGUUCAAUCCAGAUUGUUGCAGUAGAUUUCAAAUAUUUCCUUGCUCUAGCUAUUCUAUGCCUUCAAUUAUCUCUUCCACACUUGCCUAAGUGACCUUACUAAUAAAAUUGAAGUUGGGUCAUUUUAUUCCCCCUGGUUAAAACUCAGUACAGGUUGAAAUUCAAUCAGCAUCAGGCUUUUUUGAUCUAACAUUGGCUUGUUUUGAGUCCCCAAAAGCAUCAAGUUGUUUCAUUCCUAAAUACUUUAGAAAAUCAUCAGGCUAGAAAGCCCUUCUCUCCUACUUAUUUCAUUCCUAUGUACCCUUCCAAAUUCAGCUUGAGUUGCUGAAACAUUUUGAUACUCCUCUCUGAUUUAGAUUCCCCACCACUUUAUUAAGCAGUUAUGCAUAUGUCUCUUCAACACAGCGAUUCUUGAGCUGUUGCAUGCAUAUUCUAGCAGGGAGGAAACGACUUAUUUACCAUUGUAUACUUAGCUGUGGAUGAAUGAAUUCAUGAAUAUAUGAGAACAUAAAAAUUUGGAUGUAAUUGAGGAAAGGCUUCACAUUAAUUUUUGGUUGACUGGCAGAAAGAACAAUUUCAACUUUCUGAUUUUCAAAUCUAGUUUUUGAAACAACUGGACUUAAUUAUGAAAGUUUUUUAAACCCUUGACACAACCACAAAACCUACCCAAAGAGCUUUUGUUUCCCUUCAUCUUAUGAAACAAUGUUUUAAAGAAUAAUGGGGAUGUUUCUUCUGUUACUGAUUAUCUGAAAGUAAGCAAACUUAAAUGGUACAUAGGAAAUGUCAGAAAUAGGUAGUUUUUACUUCAUAGUACUGUAUAUGGAAACAAGCCAAAAGUUCUUCAUAAAGAUAUAUUUUAAUAGCUCAAAAGAAAAUAUGAGAAAAUGAAAACAAGUUAGAAAAAAUUUUUGAAAUGAGAAAAAAAUAACUCAGUUGAAAACACUUCAUAGCAAUUUAAAGUACUAAGGAACUUAGAUUUAAUAUGAUAGUGCUGAGAACUCUCCCCACCUCUCUCCCCAUGGCCAUUAGGUUUCUUGGAUACCUUGUAGUGUGCAUCUAAAACCACUGAUAUCUUUCAAAUAAACCAAUUUUGUGAA
Molecule: messenger RNA, 2845 nt
Organism: Tupaia belangeri chinensis (Chinese tree shrew)
Lineage: Eukaryota; Metazoa; Chordata; Mammalia; Scandentia; Tupaiidae
Gene: ENY2
Product: ENY2 transcription and export complex 2 subunit
Exons: 5
Coding region: 159-464 (101 amino acids)
Biological process (GO): positive regulation of DNA-templated transcription; mRNA export from nucleus
Cellular component (GO): nuclear pore; SAGA complex
Molecular function (GO): transcription coactivator activity
Source: RefSeq, a predicted model, not a curated record